AUGGACCAUCUAUACUCGCGUAACUUCUGGUCGACAGACGAUUCAGCAUCUUCGUUCCUGCUUGGGCACUUCCACGCAGGGUCCAAGACCGCAGACUCGGUGCUGGCUUUCUAUAAAGAACGGAUAGCCAUUGAGGAAGAAUAUGGCAAACGGCUGAGCUCGUUGGCUCGCAAGUAUGACCUUGGCAAGAACGAGAUGGACAGCACGUUCAAAAACAGCAUGGAAGCCCUCACAGAUGAAACCACUCAGCUUGCAAACAGCCACUAUACGCAAGCAAACAGAAUUGCAACCGAUGUUUAUAAUCCGCUGGAAGAAUAUCUUACCGAACGCAAAUCUCGCGGUAAAGCGUUGGAGACGGGAAUUGCCAAACUUGUCAAACACAGACGCCAUCUGGAGUCCAAGGUGGAACUUGCACGGAAGAAGUAUGAGGCCCAUUGGAUCAAGAUCAACAACUAUAAAACAGAGCAGAUUCUGAUGGACGAGACUGAGGCAUAUCGCACACAAAUGAAGGUCAACAAGAUGGUGGAACAGAUGAGUGUUGAACGCGCGGAAUACCGUGAAAUGGUGGAUGAGUACAACAACAUGUUGGAUGUAUGGAAAAACGAGUGGUUCUCCUGCUGUGAGACGUUGCAGUCCAUGGAGGAGGAAAAAAUUAAAACCAUCAAGGCCAACGUUUGGGAGUACGCAAACACCGUCAGCUCGACCUGUAUCACUGACGACCAAAGCUGUGAAAAUAUCCGUUUGAGUCUGGAGAAAUGUUCUUACCGGGCAGACGUUUCUGCCUUCGUUGACGAGUUCAAAACAGGUAAAACCAUGGCUUCACCAAUCGAGUUCAUUGACUAUGCGCAUGGAAGUGUUCCUCAAAGAAAAGGCGGCAUUCAAACAGUCGACCUGAGCAGCAUUCCAAAGAUCUCGGCACAAAGAGAGCAGCGCGAACGCAAGAAGGUGCCACCUCCAAAGCCAACUGAAACACAACAGGUCCAAUUUGAUCUCAUUGACAGACGUGAGGAGACUUUCAAACAGCUCCAAGAAGAAGCCCAGCAGGAGGCGUCCCAGAUGUCCCAAAUGCGUACAAGCAAUGCCACCGGGUCAGAGCACAACUCUCACAACGUCUUUUCUGAUUACUCAGACGAAACAACAGCUUCCAGUGCACAUGAAGACCCAUUCAAACAAUCAAAACAGGAGUCCACCUACUCCAAUCCAUUGUUACAUUCCAUGCUCUCAGACAGGCCAACAGAACCUAUCCGUCUUGGAAAGUUCAAUAUCUUUGGCAAGUCGGAACAGCCUGUGAAUCCGUUGGAGGCAUAUUUAAGCGACCUCAAGUUGGGUGGAAACGGAAGCAUGUCAAAGUUCCGUGAAUCGAUGCAAAUUAGCGACGAGCCAAAGCUUGAAACAACCAACGACAAAAGAAUCACCUCAAUAACAAGAAACAGCUCCAUGAGAAAGUCCAAGUCGUCCACAACUCUGAAAGGAAAAUUUGUUAAUCAAACAAACCUGCCAUCCAGAUCGUCAGAAGGAUUCCCUGUUCUCAAAUAUUGUCGUGCCCAGUAUUCGUAUACUGCGAGUAUCGAACAGGAGCUCUCCUUCAAAAAACGUGAUAUUCUAAUGAUCUUGCACCAACAGCCAGACGGCUGGUGGUUUGCAGAAAACGUCAACACUGGUGAUUCCGGCCUUGCCCCAAGUAACUAUCUCGUUGAUAUGUAA
Messenger RNA from Ogataea philodendri, 1704 nucleotides. RefSeq lists its product as uncharacterized. The record is from RefSeq and is a predicted model, not a curated record. NCBI's taxonomy places the organism in Eukaryota, Fungi, Ascomycota, Pichiomycetes, Pichiales, Pichiaceae. Gene Ontology annotation, cellular component: cytoplasm; plasma membrane; cytoplasmic side of plasma membrane. The transcript has a single exon. Gene Ontology annotation, molecular function: phospholipid binding; protein binding. The coding region runs from base 1 to 1704 and encodes 567 amino acids. Gene Ontology annotation, biological process: cytoskeleton organization.